Molecule: messenger RNA, 3445 nt
Organism: Photinus pyralis (common eastern firefly)
Lineage: Eukaryota; Metazoa; Arthropoda; Insecta; Coleoptera; Lampyridae
Exons: 14
Coding region: 407-3382 (991 amino acids)
Biological process (GO): DNA recombination; DNA integration
Molecular function (GO): DNA binding
Source: RefSeq, a predicted model, not a curated record
ACAUAUACACAAUACGAAGUCACUUCCAAAAUAGAUACACAACAUUCGUUGUCACUUCCAUUUUUACGUAGUCACUUCCAAUUUCGGAAGUGACUACGUUUUUCCUUGUUGUUAGCUAAUUUCGCUUAUAGAGGUCAUUGGCAUGCCAUAUAAGAAAAAUAGCUUGGAAGUGGCUACGUGUUAAACUUAUCGGUUAAGUUUGGACUUAGUUCUCAUAUAUGCCACUAUCGCCACCAUCGCUUAUAUGGUUUUCAUAUGCUAUACGUAGUUACUUCCGUCAUAUAAAGUGUACCAUGUCACAUCCGAAAUUUGGCAUCCAUGUUUCUGUGAAUCCAAAUACAUUUUGCUAUACGUGGUGUUAACGUAAACACGUCCGUUAAAUUUGUCGGUAAAGUUUUAUUUUGUCAUGAUAACCAGAGGAAGAAAAUUACUUAAACUUGUACUAAAUAAGGAGGGUAAUGGUGAUGUACCCACAUCUUCGGAUGGUUUGAACAUCCAAUGUUCUACUCCGCCUUUGGAGCCACCAGAAGAUAAUUGUGAUGUACCCACAUCUUCGGAUGUUUUGAACAUCCAAAGUUCUACUCCGCCUUUGGAGCCACCACUGGAUGUAUGCAGCAGUACUGCAAAAACUAUCGAUUGGAUAAAUCAAAGCAACUUUGAUGAUGGGCACCAUAACAAGUUAACCGAUUUUAAGGAAAAGUUUGAGAAUGUUCAGCCAGUAUCAAAACCCUGUGGUUUAAUCGCUUGUAAUUGCAGCCACAUAUCAGGGUCAGAGCCGUCGGUCGAUGAUUCUUAUCUAGAUCGCGAUUUUAUACCGAACAGUGACGAUACAACAUCUACUAAUUCGGAGGUAUCGUAUGAUCUCACUAAAAGCGUUAUCGAGGAGGGUAACGAAAAUUAUUCACAUGGUAAACUAGCAAAUAUACGUCGUAGUAGUAUAAUUAUACACCAGGACGUAUCCAUUUUCACGAAACAUACUAACAGUGGCAUAUCAAUUUUAAACAAUCUACCUUAUACUGGUGAUACUAAUCUUAUCAAUGAUACUUUAAUGAUCGACAAACGUCAAAAUGAGCAUCCAUCACCACACGUAAGUGCAGAUGCUAGACCUCAGAUUGAAGACAAUGUUCGUGAACCGUUAUCAAAUGUACUGAAGCGGCUAAAGAAAAACCAGAAGAAGGUGGUACAUUGCAAGUUUUGCCAGGAAGACAUUAACACGUUGAACUUUAUGCGGCAUGUUAAAAGAAAUCAUGGUAGUGAACAAGAAGUCCACACCAUAUUUCAAUUGCCAAAAAACAGCAAAGAAAGACGCCGUGCUUUUGCAAUUUUACGUAACGAUACUAAUUUUGAAUUAUUUAUAAAUGGAAAUGUUCGCCCUAAUAGAAAAUUGGUAAAGGAACCGAAAAUUAAAAUUAAGUACUACCCUUGCGCGUACUGCAAGGGAAUAUUUGCAAGACAAUACUUAAAACGCCAUGUAAAGUCGUGUUUUUUAAAAGAUUCCGAAAAGAAUCAAAGCAAAAUUUUGUCUUUAUCACAAACAGUGACUGCAUGCGCUAUGGACCCUACAAACGUUCUCUCCAAGUUAAAUGUCAAAGAGCAGGUGUUUGACAUAAUGAAACCAGAUGACAUUGCUUUUGAAGCGAAGAAGGAUCUUUUAAUAGCCAAUUUUGGCGAGUCUUAUUUAAAAAAACAUAGGCGUGAAAGAAUGGCCUAUUCAUGCAGUAAUAGAAUGCGUGAACUUUCAAGGAUAUUAUUAAAUUUUCGCAUGAUAACCAAUAAUAAUAAAGCUAAUUUUAAAGAUAUAUUGCAUCCUAAACACUUCGAUACUGUAUUAAUGGCAGUUCGGAAGAUUAGUGGUUUUGACCACGAAAAGAAGUCAUUUCAAACUCCAAGUUUGGCUAUGCAUCUAGGAACCUCAUUAAAAUUAGCAUGCGAUGAACUUACACACCUGGUAUUAAAACAAAGUAAAGGUUUCAGAUGUAAAUCGGCGGAAGAUGCCCAGGUUUGGCUUACGAAUAUUAAGAAUUUUAAGAAACUGGUUGAAUCGCGAUGGACCAUAGAAAUUUCGUCUUUAGCUAAUAAAGAUCUUCAAGAAAAGCGUUGGAAAAAGCCGCUAUUACUACCAUUGGUGAGCGACGUGAAAAAGUUUAGAGACGAAGUGACUAAGUUGGCAAAUGACUCCGUAUCCCAGCUACUUUUAAAAGAGAAUAAACGCGCAUUUAAAUUAUUAAUACAAUGUGUCUUAUCGUUACUAAUUUUGUUUAAUCGUCGCCGAAUAGGUGACGUUCAAUAUCUUAAGAUCAGCGACUACAAAUCAGAUAAAAAGAGCAACUACACAGAUUUCGACCAUGUACUUACGGAUGUGGAAAGAUCAUUGACCCAAAAAUACAAGAGAGUACUCAACAGCGGUAAAGGUUCGAGGGCUGUUGUCAUACUUAUACCUGAAGAACUGCAAAACAUGAUUAAUGUUUUAUUAGCGGAGAGAAACAAGUACAUAUUAGACUCUAACAAUGACUAUGUGUUUGCCAUGCCCGACAGUACGAUUAAAUGGGGAAAAGGUGAUGUGGCAAUUCGGGCAUUGUGCAAAAAAAUUCAAAUUGAAAACCCUAAAGCUAUUUCAAGUAACAACCUGCGGAAACAGAUUGCCACUGUAACCCAAAUUUUAAGUUUAAAACCAGAAGAGGCAAAACAGUUUGCAAAUUUCAUGGGGCAUACUCAAAAGACUCACGAUGAGUUUUAUGAAUUACCGGUUGACAUUUACCAAACUGCAAAGGUGUCAAAAUUGUUGAUGAUGAUGGAGAAAGGAUCUAUGCCAAUCGAAUAUAAAGGAAAGUCGUUGGAAGAGAUUAAUAUAGAUUUUAACCUAGAAUAUGCGGAGGAAGACAAAAUUGACGGCACAAUAAAUAAAAGAAGUGAGGAGCCUCCAGGAUUUUAUGCAAACGAAAGAUCUAUUGAGAUUGUAAAUACAGGAUUUAAUGAUGUGAAUGAUCGAGAAAAUCGAAGUCCCUGUUCCUCUCCCCAAGAGGAAUUAUCAUCAGAUAUAACUGUUGCAGCUAAUGAAAGGUCUCGGACAGUACCGCAAAUACCAUCAGAUUUACCGAUCCAUGCGUCACCAAAAACAUCUCGGAUAGUACAGGACAGACCAUCAGAUUUAAUUGACGCUGAUAGUGUAGCUGAAGUUCCAAAGAGAAGUGGACAGAGAACCUAUUGGUCUAAUCGGGAACUUCAUUUAUUAAAAAAAGAGUUCAGUGUCUACAUUAAUAAAGGUACCUAUCCAGCAGGGAACGACAUAAAGGAAUUUCUUGAAAGAAAUGGAAUAAACAGAAGCGUCAUUGUAACCAAAUCAAAGCUACAACAUUUGAUUAAAACUAAAAAAGGACUAUAAACUACAAGAAAUGUUACCUUUAUUUUACGUAAUAGAAUACAUUUUUAUUUUAUUCUUCCACAA